AUGCCGCAGCUCAGCCGCAACUCGAUGCGCGCCAAGUUCUUCCGCUACGGCCCGCAGGUCGGCCGCGCCGUCGCAGCCAUCGUCAUCGUCGCCUGCGUGCUCUACCUAGCCAUCGUGUACCGCAAGCCGGCGCGCGCCCACCAGGUGGAGCCGACGACCGCCAGCCCGCCGUUCGCGCUGCCCCUGGUAGACGACAACGAACCGCGACUGCAGGACGUGGUCGAUGACGUCGGCGAAAAGGGAGAUGACGUCAUCGACGCGGGAAAUGACGUCAUCGGCGACGACAAGACGGCGGCGUCAAAGGAAGAGGAAGAGGAGAAGCCGAUUGUCCUUCCCGACGACGCCGUGCCGCCGUUUAAGGUCGACCGCAGCGGCGACUACUUUAAGGUGCCGGCCAACCGCAGAAAGACUCUGCACCGGCAGGCGAUGGCGGGCCAGUACGACGAGAUCGUGCUCGGCCACAUGGGGUCGCUGAACGAUCGCCGGCCGCCGCCGCCGCCGCCGCCAAUGUACGGCCCCGACGGGCGGCCGAUGGAGAUCCUGGCGAUGGGACCGGACAGCUACCACCCGCUACACACGGACGAGUAUGGCACCCUGCCCCGCGAUGGCUUCAUGGCGGGUCCCCGGCCGCGCGACAUGCCCCCGCCCCCGGGCCUCGCCCCACGCCACCACCACCCGCACGACGGUCACAUGCCCCACGGCGGCGAGCCGUUCCACCCGUCGUUCAUGCCGGGAGACAACAUGCCAGCACCCCCGCCCGGCGGUGACUUCUGGGGACCGCCACCUGGCGGCGAUUUCCGUGGCAUGGGAUACGGCGGGAUGGGACCAAACAGCGACGCGGGUUUCCCGCGCGGUGACAACCAGGUACAGCAGAGGGCGCCACUAAUGGACUUCCGCGGCGAAGGCGGUCCCCCGUUCAUCGACGGCCCCGGCCGACAGGGGGCGCCGUUCAUGCCCGGUCCCGGCCGGCGGGGGGCGCCGUUCAUGCCCGGUCCCGGCCGGCGGGGGGCGCCGUUCAUGCCCGGUCCUGGCCGUCGGGGGCCGCCGUUCAUGGACGCGCCCGGGCGACAACCGCCGCCGCCGCCGUUCCUCGACGCGCCCGGCCAGCAGGGGGCGUCCUUUAUCGACCCCUGGCGCAGUCGACCGACGGACAAUCGCGGCGAUGCGUCGCCGACGAAGAGAAUCACGACGCAGGUGCUGGAGAGGGGCUACCCGGUAAGAAACCGGGCUCCGGGCGAGCUGGUGUCGGACGACGGCUUCUACCCGACGACCGAGCUGCCGUUCGACCCGAUGCACAUGAUCCCGGGCGUCGACAUCAACGACAUCGUCAAGCUGCAGACGAUCAUGUACCGCAUACUGCCGGAGACGGAGCCCUACAUGCUGCCGUACCGCGCGCCGAGCGUCGACCGGCCCGUGUUCACGACGGGAUUCGACGACUCGCACUUCCACGAGGGGCAGGAGUACGUGCGCAUGUUCCAGGACGAGCUGCGACCCGACUACGAUCUCGUCAUCUACGAUCUCGGCUUGUCGACGGACAACAACAAGUGGGUGCAGGACAACUGUGGCUGCAAGCUGAGACCGUUUGAGUUCAACAAUUACCCGCCUCACGUCAGGGACUUGGAGAAUUUUGCCUUCAAGCUGAUGAUUCUACAGGAAAUGUUGCAUGAGUUUGGAUUCGUGUUCUGGACGGAUACGUCCUUCCGACUCGAAAGUGACUGGACGAAGGAACGACUGGAGCACAUCCUGACGGACACGCGCGACGGACUGGGAGUGAGCAUGUGGAGUAACAACCUUCCACAGUCCUGCUUCGUACACCCGGGAAUGUACGAGUUCCUAGAGGAAAGUCCCGACGACUUUGUCGACACGUCCGCUCUAGAAGGUGGCGCCAUCUUGAUUCACAACAACCGCUGGGUGCAGCAGAAUCUCUUCACUCCGUGGCUCAUGUGCGGUCUGCACUGGGAGUGCAUCGCACCCGAGGGCGCGUCACGAGACAGCUGUAUGCUCGACAACAUGGGCACGACUGACCACUGCUGCCACCAGUACGACCAGGCUGCCAUGAGCCUCAUCAUGGAAAGAGUUUUCCAUUUCAAUCCGGAAUACUACAGGCCACGAGACAGAGUGCACUUCUUUGACCGCGUGGAAGAAAGAGCUGGUUUCAACAAGAAGAAGUAGUAGAAGAAAAAAAAGACGCGGUUAGUUAUGUGUUUCUACGGAUUAUAUAGGAGUUUGGGAUAAAUGCGGACCCACGUUUGUCCGGCAUUGACGAUGUUAUUAGACUCAUUUCUACGUCAUUAUAUGUAUAGUACGUGUGUGUUCUCUCUCCUCCCCUUCUCUCUCUCUUUCUCUCUCCCCUCUUCUCUCUCUCUCUCUCUCUCUUCUC
Molecule: messenger RNA, 2380 nt
Organism: Priapulus caudatus
Lineage: Eukaryota; Metazoa; Priapulida; Priapulimorpha; Priapulimorphida; Priapulidae
Exons: 5
Coding region: 1-2172 (723 amino acids)
Source: RefSeq, a predicted model, not a curated record